AUGCCUUCAUCUGCGUUGACGAUACUGCCGCUGGCUUUAGUUGCUUUCGUGAUAUAUCACGGCCUCAAGGCUUAUAGCACCUAUCGUAAACUCGCGCACUUCAAGGGUCCCCCACUGGCCGGCUGGACAAGCCUUUGGUUGGCAAAGCAAGCUAUUACGGGCAAUAUGCCCACGGCUCAGAAGGAAGCUUUGCGGAUUUAUGGCUCGCCAGCUCGUAUCGCCCCAAAUUUGCUUGUCACCGAUGACCCGGAGCUUCUGAGGCAUAUGAGUGCGCCACGAUCUAAGUUCACUCGUGGAGGUUGGUACGAUGGUGUGCGACUGGAUCCGAGGAUGAAUAAUAUCUUGUCUGAGCGCGAUGAGAAAAAACACGCUGAGAUGAGAUCAAAAAUGAUAGGCGCAUAUUCGGGAAGAGAGGUCGAAACCCUGGAAUCCGAUAUCGAUGGGGUCCUCGUCAAAGUCCUCGACCUCGUUCGACGCGAAUAUAACGGAACUGUCCUAGAUAUGUCACGGAUUGCCUCUUAUUUCACCCUGGAUGUUUUGAGCCUGAUUGCAUUUGGAGAUUCAUUUGGCUUUGUCGAGGCAAACGCGGACCUGUACGACUUUCACAAGAUUGCGAACCAGUUCUUCGGUGUCCUCGAAUUGAUCGUCAAUCAUGAAAAUCUACGGUCUUUCAUCCAAAGCGGUUUUAUCCAGAAAUUAAUAGCCCCAAAAGGGACGGACAAAGUUGGUCAAGGAGCCAUCAUCGGGAUUGCCCAGAAAGCUGUCGCUGAAAGAUAUCGACCCGAUGCCAAGGUGAAGCGAGAUAUGUUGGGACAUUUCAUUUCCAAAGGUAUGACUCAGGAGCAGGCUGAAGUGGAAUCACAUUUACAGAUCCUUGCUGGGUCGGAUUCUACAGCGAGCGCAUUGCGAAUCACCAUGAUGCUGCUUGUAGCGAACCCUGUGGCAUAUCGGAAACUUGCCCAUGAGAUUGACAGUGCCAUUGUGAAUGGUAACGUCUCGUACCCAGUCAUCAAGUACAGCGAGGCGCUGGAAUUGGAAUAUCUCCAGGCUGUUAUCUGGGAAGGCCUGAGGAUGUAUCCACCCCUUUUUGGUCUCCAGAGUAAACGAUCGCCCCUUGAAGGUGAAACUAUAAACGGAGUUUUCUAUCCUCCUGGAUUAGAAAUCGCUAUUUGCGAUGAAGGUAUCGGACGUCGGAAGGACAUUUUUGGCCAUGAUGCCGAUAUCUUCCGACCUGAGUGGUGGCUUCAUCCAGAUCCGUCCAUUCGGGCGAGAUAUCUCAGACACAUUGAAGUAAUCUUCGGCAGCGGGAGAUUCGUUUGCCUCGGCAAAGAUAUUGCCAUAAUGGAACUCAACAAGGCCAUCGUCGAGUUCUUGAGGAACUUCGACUGGUCAGUCGCAGACCCCAUCAAUGGAGCCAAGUCGAUAGCACAUGGAAUCUGGGUGCAGGAAGACAUGAACUUGGUGGCAUGGCCUCGACAAUAA
This is a messenger RNA of Exophiala bonariae, 1482 nucleotides long. RefSeq lists its product as uncharacterized. Lineage: Eukaryota; Fungi; Ascomycota; Eurotiomycetes; Chaetothyriales; Herpotrichiellaceae. The record is from RefSeq and is a predicted model, not a curated record. Gene Ontology annotation, molecular function: oxidoreductase activity, acting on paired donors, with incorporation or reduction of molecular oxygen; monooxygenase activity; iron ion binding. The transcript is spliced from 4 exons. The coding region runs from base 1 to 1482 and encodes 493 amino acids.